ACUAAAUUUCAUAAAUUAAACCAAACUGAGUGGAAGAAGACAAACACAGACCAACCAAUCUCAGAUUCUUUGGUGUCUCUCUGCCAUUUCGGCUCUGCUCACUUCUGUUGCUCACUAAGUCACUACUGUGUAUCUAUGUAGGCUAUAUCAAGAGAGAGAGAGAGAGAGAGAGAGAGAUUCAGAGAAGUAGCAGAAGACCUGUGGUUGGAGAAGAAGAGGCAAGCUCGACGAAGAAAUGUACGCAGAGACGGGGUUUCUGUGUCCAUAUUUCCAAGGUUUUCCUCAGGAAAUUCAGCACCUUGAGGAUCUCUGUCGAUUCCAGAAGAACAAUGCUCCAAUUGACAACCUGAUUCAGAACACUGUGUCAGAGUAUGACCUGGGAGGAGAAGGAGAUCUAUUUAAAGCUCCAGAACCUAUCAUUGAAGAACCUGUUAUAAGCCUUGAUCCCAUGGCAGCUGCCAUUUCAAUGAUUUCAUGUGGGGAAGAUGGCAUACCUUCCCAAACAAUGAAAGUCACAGAUAUUGAAUCAAUUCAAUGCGAACAACUGUUAAGCGAGUUCUACUAUGAGUGCAAGAAGGAUAUGUUGGAACAAUCCCAAAUGGAGGAAUCAUUUCCAGAAGUCCUGGAUGUCAAGAUUCCUGCUAUCCAGGUGGAAGAGGAUCCGACAGCAGAGAAAAAUAGCUUGGCUUCAGUGACACCAAUCCCAAAAAGUGUUAGUUUUGAGUGCUUGAGCUCUAUUGACCAGUUUCAUGGGGGUGCCGCAAGACCAAAUUUUCUGGAUUUUCGAGGGGUAGAUUUUGAAACUGCCUGUGGGAUGCGGAGGGCUUUCAGUGAGGGCGAUAUACAGCUUCUUGGCAAUGGGAAUUCGAGCUCCAUUCACUCUCACUUUGAGCGCCCAGUAACCAUUGGCAACUAUACCAUUGAAGAACGCAAGCAAAGGCUUUCCAGAUAUAGGAAGAAAAAGACUAAGAGGAAUUUUGGCCGGAAAAUUAAGUAUGCUUGCAGGAAAGCAUUAGCUGACAGCCAGCCGAGAGUACGAGGAAGGUUUGCUAAGACUGAAGAAUCAGAGGUUCCAAAGAAUUAGGAAGACUAAAUAUGGCACUAAGGAACUAGGUUGCUCUAUCAUGAAGAAUAAAAGGAAACUAGAAAAAAGUAUUAGGUUCAUUUUAAGAUAAUAGAUGGUGAGGAAGGUAGCCCUAGAAUAGGCCAUUCAUAUGCUCAAUCGGCUUUUUUUCUUAUUUAGAGAGGUAUCAGAUCUUCAAAGUAGCUUCUUGCUUUAUCAUCAUUGUAAUGACAAUCUCUUUCUGUAGUUACUUUCAGUACAUCUGUAAAUAUUUAUUGAAAUAAAGAAGCCGAAAUUUCUGUUUGGUCUAA
This is a messenger RNA of Macadamia integrifolia, 1374 nucleotides long. RefSeq lists its product as uncharacterized. Lineage: Eukaryota; Viridiplantae; Streptophyta; Magnoliopsida; Proteales; Proteaceae. Gene Ontology annotation, biological process: regulation of flower development. The transcript has 4 exons. The record is from RefSeq and is a predicted model, not a curated record. Gene Ontology annotation, cellular component: nucleus. The coding region runs from base 236 to 1084 and encodes 282 amino acids. Gene Ontology annotation, molecular function: protein binding.